UCCCAGCGGCGCGCAAACACACGGUCCGCGCCCUCCACAGCAGCCGCCGACACGUACGAGACGCCGGCGCCGCCGUCCCGCGACGACCUCUCACCGCGACGCUGUCCCACAACAGGUGGGCCAUGUCCGCGCGCAGCGCCCCCUCGCUGCCGCUGCUCGUGCUGGUGGUGGGGACCGCGCUGUGGCAGGCGGUACCCUGCCACGCCUCCUCUGCGUCUCCAGACAGCCCGCGGCCGUCGCGGACACUGUCCCGCCAGAAGAGGCUCCUCUGGGUCACCAACGACGGCCGCCUAGCCCUGCCGCCGGGCACCUCGCUCGUCAUCACGCCGUCGCUGUCGCUUCCCUUCGUGCGGUACCCCCCAGACGGGUUCCUCUCCAACAUGUCCAUCAGCUUGCCCUUCACCAUCGACUUCGACAAGCUGGGGCUGACGGACAACCAGAACCCGUACGGCGUGCUGCCGCCGCUGCUGGCGCGCUCCAUGGGCCGCAUGACGGGCCAGCUGCUGGCUGACUACCUCUCCCAGCUGCUCUCCAGGAGGCGCUCCGGGCGCUCCCUGCCGCCGCCCAAGGCACCGCCCAACGCCAACUUCCACGGAGGCGAGAGAGCUCUUCUUUAUGCUGCUGUGGAGGAUUUCCUUUCGAGUUUCGGGAUGGAUGGUCACGCUUGCCUUCUUAGAGCAAUCUGUGAGGUCCACGGGCACUCUGUGGAACGCUUUGGCCUACUAGGAGAAAUGCUGAAGCUUUUCUUCACAGCAAGCAGAUCGCCUUUUUCAAGCGUGUUAACAGAGUAUGUGGAUGCUGAAAGAGCCGGAGAAGAAGAUGGUGAAUGCUGGCGAUACUACAAGGAUUGUCCGAAGAGCCUCUUCCAAGCACCACCAAAUAAAUAUUCGAAGGACUUAGCAGACAAAACAGAAGACGAAGAAAACGAAAUACAAACCAGAGACACUCAUAAAGUAACGCUGGAUAAUCCAGGCAGCAAGUUCAUGUGAUUGUUGAGGAUCAACAGAUAUUUUGUUGUCGAAUUGUUUAACUAAUAGAUUUUCAUGAAAAUGUGUUUCUUAAACAUUUGACAGCAGUUAAGUGACAUAUUUAAGCUCUCUCAGUUCAGAAGCUUUAAGUCUAGUCUGCAUUGAUGGUAGACACCAUUCAUUCAUUACUCAUUGAAGUACUAUUUAUUAUUUAUUUCAUUUAACAACAUUAUGAAGUUCAUCAUCGUCAUUGUUAAUGUAUAUUGCUCAAGAAUUUAUCUGUUAAAGAAACUUUAAUAAUUAUGUUUGUUGUCAAUUGCUUUUAGCAGUCCUAUAUGAAACAAAGUCAGAUUAAGAAGUUCAGUGUUCUUAUUGCCUUCUUUGCCUUGUAGCAGUGGAGUGCAAAUCGCUAAUGAAAAACACUGCUGCAUCAGCCUGUAAUGUAAAUAUAGUCUUAGAGUAUUUACAUGUUGUCUGUUUGUCACAUGCCUUUGUUCUGUGUAUGUAUGUGCAGAUGUGUGUAUGCAUCUAUGUGCGUGUGUGUGCGUGUGCGUGUGCAUGUGUGUGUGUGUGUGUGUGUGUGUGUGUGUGUGUGUGUGUGUGUGUGUGUGUGUGUGUGUACAAAAUACAGAUGUAUUUUGAAACUUUUCUUGUUUGAGAAUGGUAGCCAUAUUCCUGUUUUCCUUUACAAUGCAAACAAUAAAUGGCAGCAGUUGUUUUACUGGUCAUAGUACAGUUGUCAUACUGACACAACCAUGAUUCAUAAAUUUGUG
This is a messenger RNA of Schistocerca americana (American grasshopper), 1741 nucleotides long. RefSeq lists its product as uncharacterized. The transcript has 6 exons. The record is from RefSeq and is a predicted model, not a curated record. The coding region runs from base 123 to 989 and encodes 288 amino acids. NCBI's taxonomy places the organism in Eukaryota, Metazoa, Arthropoda, Insecta, Orthoptera, Acrididae.